UCUGAUACUGUUACACACAUAACUGUUGCCAGUAAAACAGUUUAGUUCUUACUGGUAGGAACUAAAAAUAGUGCUCUUAGAUGAGGGCACGGUAAUAAGCAACUUAAAUGUUACACAUAUAAAUUAAAUAAUUAAAAUGCUGUAAAUGAUCAAACAAUUGUAGAAAAUGAUAGACUUAAUUUUGAAUAUGUAUAAUAAAUAUAACUCAGAAUUAUUCCUACUGAGAUAUAACCUAUUAUCACAGUAUACUGCACAGCUCAACAAGCAACAAAAAUGAUAGUCAACAGUGGUGGUAGAAGUAUUCAGUAAAAAAACAAGUAUUAGCAGCAAAAGUGUUACUGUAUAUGACAUUAGAUUAUUAAUACUGAUGCAUCAGUGGGCUUCUGAAAUGUAGUUGAGCAAAAGUAUAAAGUAGCAUGAAGUGGAAAUACUCAAAGUACAAGUGCCUCGAAAUUGUACUUGAUGGUAAAUAAGUCAAACGUUUCUAUGGUGACGUGUUGUCAGGGGGUUGAUGUCAACAUUUAAGCGGGUCAACGACCAACAAUACUAUACUAUACUAUAUUUUCAUCCAUAUUUUGCCACAAAAACGUGUUUGUAAUAUAACGAUAUAAUAUUUUGCCGUAAGACUAUCUCGUCGAUGUGUGUGGUGAGUGGUAAACAACUGCAUGUAAGAAAUGAGGUCUACCUACAAGUUUCUUCUAUUGUGGUAGGUUGAAUUCACAAGAAAUUUAACUGCUAAAUUCAAUACACACAAUAUCGCUUUCAUUACUACUGCUCAUGCCGCUGUUAAGUUACACUACAUUUAACCAGUUUUUUAUAUAGGAAAGUAUAAUUAUCUGUGGCCGGUAUUUAACAAUGACCGGUUAGAUAAUCUUACUUUAAAUUAUUAUUUUUUUUUUUUUAAACGUUGUUUUCCGUUGUAUAUCUGAAACACUGUCAAACUGAAAAAAAAAAUCGAAUCAGUUUUAGUUGCAUAUCUGUAUAAUAUAUCUUAUUGCGUUUGAUAUCCAAUUAUAAAUUACCCUCCUGCUCUAUUUUGAAAGCAGUGACCGGAAGUUACACUGCGCUCUCUCUCGCUCUCUCUCUCUCCAAACAUUACCAUCGCAGUGCCGCCGUCAAAUCAUGCUCCGUGAUCAGCAGCAGCAGCAGUGGCGGCCGCAGCCUGGGCCCGCAGCAGUGUCCUCCUGCUCCGUCGGUGAGCCGUGAGCAUGCCACCGCUCCGACCUCCUCGUCCUAGUCUGUCCGACUCCUGUUUACCAGCGACAUGUAUUUCAACCGGAGAGGCAAGAAGAUACACAGCGAGGGUGAGCAGUUAGUGUUGACCACCAUUAGGCAGGAGGCUUCUGAACUGCAGGACCCAGGCGCUACCAUGCGCGCCCGCCUCACAGACAGGUUUGACAAAAGACCUGCUUGUUCGUCCGCCGGUUACCGCAAGGCAGAUGAUGAGAUGUCCGGGACCACUUCCCAGGCGGAUCCCGUAGACGCCACGGCGCGGAUUGUGCUGCUCAACCGGCCACAAAAUACCAAGUUCUGCGACAACCAUGUCAGCACAACCAAGUAUGGGGUCCUCACCUUUCUGCCCCGAUUCCUGUAUGAGCAGAUCAGGCGGGCUGCCAACGCCUUCUUUCUGUUCAUCGCUCUCAUGCAGCAAAUCCCUGAUGUAUCACCGACCGGUCGCUACACAACACUUGUCCCUCUCAUCUUCAUCCUCACCGUGGCCGGGAUCAAAGAGAUCAUAGAGGACUAUAAAAGACAUAAAGCAGAUAACACCGUCAACAAGAAGAAAACAACAGUGCUGCGGAACGGAGCCUGGCAGACCGUCAUCUGGAAACAGGUGGCAGUAGGAGACAUAGUGAAGGUGACCAAUGGCCAACACCUUCCAGCUGACAUGGUUAUUGUGUCCUCCAGUGAACCACAGGCUAUGUGUUACACUGAGACCUCUAACCUGGAUGGUGAAACCAACCUGAAGAUCAGACAGGGUCUUUCGCUCACAGCUGGCCUUCAGACCCUGGAGGAUUUGAUUACACUGUCUGGCCGUUUGGAGUGUGAAGGCCCCAACAGACACCUGUAUGACUUCACUGGUACACUGCGGCUGGAAAACCAAAAUCCUGUUCCCCUAGGUCCAGACCAGGUGUUGCUGCGCGGCGCCCAGCUCAGGAACACACAGUGGGUUGUGGGAAUCGUCGUCUACACAGGCCAUGACUCGAAACUGAUGCAGAACUCCACCAAAGCGCCACUGAAACGCUCUAAUGUGGAGCGAGUGACCAAUAUGCAGAUCCUAGUCCUGUUUGGCAUCCUGCUGGUCAUGGCCCUGAUCAGCUCUGUGGGCGCUGCCAUCUGGAACAGAGAACAUACUGAAGAGUCCUGCUGGUAUCUGUCCCGUGCUGGUGACAUCUCUACUAAUUUUGCAUAUAAUCUGCUGACGUUCAUCAUCCUUUACAACAACCUGAUCCCUAUCAGCCUGCUGGUCACACUGGAGGUGGUCAAAUUCACACAAGCCCUCUUCAUCAACUGGGAUGUGGAGAUGUACUACGCAGAGACAGACACACCAGCAAUGGCCCGAACGUCCAAUCUUAAUGAGGAGCUGGGCCAGGUGAAAUAUCUCUUUUCCGACAAGACAGGGACUCUGACCUGUAACGUCAUGCACUUUAAGAAGUGUACCAUUGCGGGAAUUACUUAUGGCCACUUCCCUGAUCUUGACUGUGAUCGUUCAAUGGAAGACUUCAGCAAUCUGCCUUCCAACAGCAAUAAUUCAACAGAGUUUGACGACCCAGCUCUCAUCCAGAACAUCGAAAAAGAGCAUCCUACAUCACCUCAGAUCUGCGAGUUCCUGACCAUGAUGGCUGUGUGCCACACGGUGGUCCCAGAAAUGGAAGGAAACCAGAUAAUUUACCAGGCCUCCUCACCAGAUGAAGGAGCACUGGUCAAAGGAGCCAAAGGGCUUGGCUUUGUCUUCACUGCAAGAACCCCACAUUCAGUCAUCAUUGAAGCUAGAGGAAAAGAGAUGAGUUAUGAGCUACUGAAUGUUCUGGAGUUUUCCAGUAACCGCAAACGUAUGUCUGUGGUGGUUAGGACUCCCAACGGAAAGCUACGGCUGUACUGCAAAGGAGCUGAUAAUGUCAUUUUUGAACGCCUUACUGAGGCGUCACAGUACAACGAAUUAACCAUUGCUCAUCUAGAACAAUUUGCUACUGAAGGCCUGAGAACUUUGUGUUUCGCCUAUGUUGACCUGGAAGAAGGUGCCUACCAGGAAUGGCUGAAGGAGUACAAUCGGGUCAGCACUGUGCUCAAAGACCGUGCUCAGAAACUAGAGGAGUGUUAUGAACUACUGGAAAAGAACUUAAUGCUGCUGGGCGCCACCGCCAUCGAGGACCGUCUGCAGGCUGGUGUGCCAGAGACCAUCGCCACUCUGAUGAGGGCUGACAUCAAGAUCUGGGUUCUUACUGGAGAUAAACAGGAGACUGCCAUCAACAUAGGUUACUCCUGUCGUCUGGUGACACAUGGCAUGUCCCUCAUUAUCGUGAACGAAGACUCUCUGGAUGCUACCCGUGCCACUCUGACUGCUCACUGUUCAUCUCUGGGCGACUCUCUGAGGAAGGAGAACGAGCUGGCACUGAUCAUUGAUGGCCAGACGCUGAAAUAUGCCCUGUCCUUCGAGCUCCGCCAGGCCUUCCUUGACUUGGCGUUAUCCUGCAAGGCUGUCAUCUGCUGCCGAGUAUCUCCACUGCAGAAGUCAGAGAUUGUGGAUAUGGUGAAGAAACAUGUGAAAGCCAUCACACUGGCGAUAGGCGACGGCGCAAACGACGUGGGCAUGAUUCAAACGGCGCACGUCGGAGUGGGAAUCAGCGGCAACGAGGGAAUGCAGGCCACCAACUCCUCUGACUACUCCAUAGCACAGUUCUCCUACCUAGAGAAGCUGCUAUUGGUCCACGGGGCGUGGAGCUACAACCGUGUCACCAAGUGCAUCCUCUACUGUUUCUAUAAGAAUGUGGUCCUCUAUAUAAUAGAGCUCUGGUUUGCCUUUGUGAACGGGUUCUCUGGCCAGAUCCUGUUUGAGCGCUGGUGUAUAGGCCUCUACAACGUGAUAUUUACUGCACUGCCUCCGUUCACUCUGGGGAUAGUUGACCGGCCGUGCAGCCAGCAGAACAUGCUCCGGUUCCCGCAGCUCUACCGAAUCACCCAGAAUGCAGAAGGCUUCAACACAAAGGUGUUUUGGGGCCACUGUAUCAACGCACUGAUUCACUCAAUUAUUCUCUUUUGGUUUCCGCUCAAAAUGUUAGAGCACGACUCUCCUUUCAGUAACGGUCAGGGAAAUGACUACCUGUUUGUUGGAAAUAUGGUUUACACAUAUGUGGUAGUUACAGUAUGUCUCAAAGCUGGAAUGGAGACCACCGCUUGGACCAGGUUUUCCCACCUGGCAGUAUGGGGAAGCAUGAUUCUCUGGAUGCUCUUCUUCGCUGUCUACUCCGCCAUCUGGCCCUCCAUCCCCAUCGCCCCCGACAUGCUGGGCCAGGCUGGCAGUGUGAUGCAGUGCUGGCACUUCUGGCUGGGCCUGGUCCUGGUGCCUACUGCGUGUUUACUCAAAGACUUUGCUUGGACCGCCACACGUCGCACUGUGAGGAAGUCUCUUCUGGAGGAGGUGCAGGAGUUGGAGGCGCGAGCCAUCGACCCAGGGGCAGCUGUUUUAAGGGAUGCCAGUGGACGCAGUCUAAACGAACGAGCCCAUCUGCUGACAAGAGUCUUUAGGAAAACGCCUUCAAGUGUAGGACGCUCAAACUCGGUGCAGCAGACUGUGUCACAUGGUUAUGCCUUCUCUCAGGAGGAACACGGCGUGGUGUCGCAGUCCCAGGUAGUGCGCUCCUACGACACCACCCGCCAACGCCCCAGCCUCUAGCCCCACCCCUGAUCAAGGCUUCGACUCACCGUAGCAACAGUUGUCAAAGGUGACAGCGGAGACAGACUUGUGUGACACCCUCACGCCGGGUGACCGACCCCUGCUGUGGCCUUACUGGAACUAUGACCUGACCCCUGGUACGGGGGUGGGGGUCACGGUUAGGCGUGGAGGCCGUCACUGGCGCAUGGAGGACUGACUUGAGAGAAGGGACCAGGCCGACUAUACGGAAUAAACAUUCUUCAAACUCACACAAGCUGCACAGGCAUGAGCAAUCGUAUCCACGCACAGACAUGACAAGUCAAACUCAGAGACUGCUUCUCAUAUCUGUAUACCCCACAGACUGGGUUUGGUUCAUGUUAAUGUGCGUUAGCGUGUGUGUGUGUGCGUGUGCGUGCAUUCCAGUGCGUCUUUAUCUGCCUGUGCAUGUGUGUCUGCACGCAUUGGCGCUCCUGUGUUUGUGUGCAUGUGUGUGUCAGUCCGCGCGUGUUUGUGUGUGUGUAUGUUAGCUUCCAUGGUUCCGUCACAUCUCCCUCUUGCGAGGUGGGUUUAGCUAGUCUGUUAUCACACGCCAACAUCGGAGGGGAGGGGGACGUCAAAAUAAACACGUACGCACACACACACACACACACAUACACACACAUACACACACAAAGGCGCAGAUGAAUUCCUUAGAAAGGGAGGGAGGACAGCGUAGACCGAGGACAGCGUAGACCGAGGACCACCGGAGCCCUGCACCCCCAGCUUCAGACCCUCGUUCCAUCGCAGCAUGAAGCCUCACUGCAAAACACCAAAGUGAUGUCACUGAGGCAAGACGCUCGCCCUAAACUGGACCACCACCCUGCAACCCCCCCCUUUCCCAUCAUUUUUUCCCUCCCUCAUAUCUCUCCAUCUCACAGCCUCCUCGUCUCACCUCCUCUGCGGCACAAAAUUCCACUUAUUGUUUUUCUUCUUGUUUUUAAUUCUGACUGCUCCUGUGAUUCCUGAUGCCGCCCAUCUAGCAUCAUCAGCUGACAUAGAAGCAGCAGCAACAGCAGCAGCAGCCUGGCAUUAGAGCUUCCUCCUUCAGUUCCGUUGGACUCACACUCUCUGCUGGACUGUUUUUUUUCUUUUUCAUUUUUAUUAAAGUGAACAUGUGUAUGUGUUUAUAAUUUCUUUUUUUUCCCAUUAAUGCCUGUUUUUGUACUCAUUUAUGGAGAAAUGUCUUAGAGGGAAUAUUUUACUUGAACUAGUGCUAAUAGGUGUCCAUACAGAAGGGAUUUGAUUGAGACACUCGCGUGGAUCAUGUGUUUUUCUGGCUCUGGGAUUUGUCUGAAUGUAGAGUCUAUUGUCUGUGUGCUUCCUGUUGAGGACACUCUGGUUCAGGAAUGCAAGACUGAAGGGUCGGGGAGGGAGGGAGGGAGGGAGUGGGUGGGGGGGUGUCCAUCCGAGUCCUAAUCAUUAAAUCUAAUCAAUCCAUGGCCUGACUAAAUGUCUCUGUCUCCUGACUGUACUCUACUCAUGCACUAUUUUCUGAAUAAUGUGAAAGGAGUGGGGGGAGUUUUGUGCCGAAAAUAGAAAAAAAAAGAUCAAAAAGGGAUGAUUUGUACAUGAGGAUACUUAUAGUUUCAUAUAUUAAGAGAAUCAAAACUCUCCCACGCUCCCUCUCUGAGCUCAGGAGAGAUGGUGUAGACAGACCAUUACCAGAUUAAUAUACCCCCACCCAAACCCCCUGUCCCUGGACACUGGACUCCAACUGGAGAUCCCUUUCCCACCCACCUUCCUGGACGUGUCCCAGGCCAAACCCAUCUACAGCUGCUCCAGUAUGGAGAAUCCAUCGGACUAGCUGGAGCCAGAGAGCCAUUUACGUUUCUCAGCUCAUCCCCGGUGACUCCCCGAUGGCCCGCUCAGCUUUCCACAUUAACCCCAGUUUCUGGAGAAGCCUGCCAACACUGCACCUCCACAGGCUUAAAGACGUCGUCAUAGUUUUAAACUGUCAACUGUUGCGGUUUAUUGUUUCGGGUGAUAUGACAGGUUUUCGUUCUGUCCACUGUGGGUGGUAGAGCUGUCUGAGUGUGUGCGUGAAAGAAGUGUUUCUAAUAGCUUAACUAUGUGUGUCUUUAAAAGGGGAUUAAGAAUUUGAGACCCUUCUUUGUGUAAACUUGUUCACCACACAACUUUGUUUUUUUGUGAACCAAGCCUCGUCUCCAAGCAUGUAUAUAUGUAAAUAUCACUCACCUGGAGUAGCCAUGGCAACAAAAAACCUCCCUUCUUUUAAAAGCAUAAAACGUGUAUAUUUACAACAGAAGAAGGUAAAAGGAGUUCUCAAAACACUG
Scomber scombrus (Atlantic mackerel) is the source of this 7206-nucleotide messenger RNA. RefSeq names its product ATPase phospholipid transporting 8A2 (gene atp8a2). The transcript has 37 exons. Bases 1265 to 4894 code for a protein of 1209 amino acids. Gene Ontology annotation, biological process: phospholipid translocation; neuron development. Gene Ontology annotation, molecular function: ATP binding; ATP hydrolysis activity; ATPase-coupled intramembrane lipid carrier activity. The record is from RefSeq and is a predicted model, not a curated record. Lineage: Eukaryota; Metazoa; Chordata; Actinopteri; Scombriformes; Scombridae. Gene Ontology annotation, cellular component: plasma membrane.